UUUUUUUGAAAUAUGUGAAUACACAAUAUUAUGCAAGUUUUUUUUGGGCUCUUUUGUUAAAAAAUUAAAUAGAAAUUUCUGCAAAAUUUUUAAGUAUUUUAAAAAACACAUUCUCAUAGACCAAAUCUUCUGCUACAUCUAGAAAAUACUGAAUUGUUGAAAUAUGAUGGUAGCAGACUUUAAAUGCAUUGUCCAACUGAACGACAAUGAAGCUGAACUGCUUGCUUACAAACAACGAAGACCCCACGGUCUAAAGCAGCGCGGGAAAGUAAAGCACAAGGUGGAACUGAUCGACCAAUACAGAUUGAUUCUAACAACAGAAGCUAAGCUUUUGGGUAAUCGCACGAAAAGUAUAUCGCGACAUUUUCGUUUCGAUCAUAUUGAUUAUGCAUCGAAGAAUGCGAUUAAGCAUAAGGUUUUUAAGUUAAUCGAUGAUGCAUUGACACGAAAGGAACCAUCAUGUUUGGUACGGUUUAGUACAUUGCGCGAAUGUCCAAUGGGUUUGAUGACUCACUUGUUGGUCACAAAAGUUGAGAAACGUGUUCGGGAUUUAAACAUGCACAUCUUGGCCAUAUCCAUUGAGCAGUAUAACAUAGAAAAGUAUAAUGCGGAAAGUCUCUUAACAGUUACAUAUGAUAAUAUGCCGCGUAUAUAUUUUCCAACUACAUUGGCUCUCUUAAACUGGUUGCAAGGUGAUUACUAUCGUUUGUGGCAAGCUGGCGGUGGACACGAGUGUAUGGAUUUUGAAUUCCAUUUGGCAGAUCUUGUAAACAGUAGGCGUGUCGUUAAAUUCUCUUUCCUGCAAUUCUAUUUUGAAAUAAUGGAUCGCGAUACAUACGAUAGCCUCAACAGCUAUUUCCUUAAUAUGGGAACUAAGAAGAAAACAAAAAAUUCAAUGAUUACAUCUUGUUUGAAGAACUAUUUUAGUGCACCAGUUCCAUGGACUGUUUGGUUAUUGUUUGAUGUGUUAGUAGAAAAUAAUGGUACCUGUCAUGCAGAGGAUUUACUAGACUUUGCAAAUGUUGUAGCCACUACUUUGGCGGUUUGCAAGGUAGAUCCAAAAAAAAAUGAAAUGAAAAAUCAAAUUAAACCGACUGACCCAUUGGAAUCAUCAACAACAAUCGCCAAUGAGAGUCAAACUGCAUCAACGAGUACACAAAUUAAUGUAGAAGAUAAUAUGUCUUAUGUCAAAUCAACUACAAUUCUCGACAAUAAUAAUAAAAACAUAGCUGAAGGUGAAAGUAAUAAACAAAAUGAACUGAAGAAGAAGAAGAAAAUCGAACUGGUAGAAUUGGAGAAGCAAACCGCUUCAAAAAGUGUUCAAUUUAAUUCAGACGAUAGCAUGCGUUUAACCAGUUCAAUCACAGUUAUAAAGGAUAAUAAUAGCACCUUUAGUGACCGUGAAAGUUUACUUUUAAUUCCCCGGUCUGAAGAUACUCAAAGCAAUGACGCAAUCAAUGCAAUAUCGAAUAUUGAAUCCAAGCAAUUGAUAUCAAAUGCUACCAGCUUACCUCAAUCUUUUGGUUAAGCAAAAUUGGGUGCUGAAAAUAUGGUGGAUGCAAAACUGAAGAACAAAAAAGUUUCCUAUUUUCCUAUUCACAUUCACAUCUAACAUUCAAAUCAAUCUGUUAAAGUUUUCGACAACUAGCACCCGAUCGAUGUCAUUCUCUGUCAACCAUUAUUUAUUCAUAUAUUUCAACUGUCUUCUCUAAUUUAGUAGAAUAAUAGUAAUAACAUCAUAAGAACACAAGUAAACUACAUAGUAUGAAAUUAAAAGUAUAUAAAUAAAAAUUUAGAGAUGCAUAUAUA
Messenger RNA from Teleopsis dalmanni, 1809 nucleotides. RefSeq lists its product as uncharacterized. NCBI's taxonomy places the organism in Eukaryota, Metazoa, Arthropoda, Insecta, Diptera, Diopsidae. The record is from RefSeq and is a predicted model, not a curated record. The coding region runs from base 164 to 1528 and encodes 454 amino acids. The transcript has 3 exons.